AUGGAAGAUGGGGCUCGGACCGAAGGGUCAACAGCCAAUUGGACAGGUAUGGCAAUGGCCAAAAAACAAUCAACGAUGGUUGAGCCAUUGUUGAUCACUGUCCUCGUUGACCAUCUCCUGCUUCCACCACCUCUCCAUUGGCUAUCCAGCCCUGAAAAUGCGUCAAAAAGUCAGAGCCCACCUGAGGAUGUGGGCCAGCCCACCCUCCUCCUCCAACUCUCCCUUGCCAUCAAGCUAUCGACACCCCCAUCUCAGAUUUUAGCCCCACCAGGGGCUGCUUGGACCCUCGACUGCCCACACCAACUGGCCGCCCUCUCGACCUCUCACCCUCACCCUCUCAACCUCGUCUCUCAUCACUCACCCUCUUUCCCUCUUGCCCUCUUGCCCUCUUGUCCUCUUGUCCCUCGCCCUCGCCCUCUCGAACUCUCACCCUCUCGACCUUGUCGCUCGUCGCUUGCCCUCUCGCCCCCCCCUCUCGCUUCUCUCCCUCUCUGCAUCCUUCACCCACCCCUCCCCCUCAACAGGGAUGUGGGUGCCAGAAGCGAUGAAUGA
Molecule: messenger RNA, 552 nt
Organism: Cyclocybe aegerita
Lineage: Eukaryota; Fungi; Basidiomycota; Agaricomycetes; Agaricales; Hemipholiotaceae
Source: the annotation of a GenBank genome assembly